Messenger RNA from Salvia splendens (bonfire salvia), 2211 nucleotides. Its product is annotated as transcription factor SRM1. Bases 1123 to 1980 code for a protein of 285 amino acids. The record is from RefSeq and is a predicted model, not a curated record. Gene Ontology annotation, molecular function: DNA binding. The transcript is spliced from 2 exons. Lineage: Eukaryota; Viridiplantae; Streptophyta; Magnoliopsida; Lamiales; Lamiaceae.
GGAGAGAGAGAAGAGGCCGAAGAAAAUUCUUUGCAGGCUCUGCAGGUUAGAUUUCCAGUCUCUGCAAUGCAUAGAAAACUCCAAACCUUGGUUCAUCUACACCACAUGGGUAGAAAGUUUGAUUUCUGAUUAAAAUUCUGUGUAAGUCUAAUUUUAAUGAGUAAAAAGUAGGUAGAAAAGUUUCAAUCUUGCUUAUGUCACUUUCUUAAUGAUUAAAGGGUUUAUUGGUGGGAAUAAAUUCCAUGAUUUGGGAGUUACUACAUGAGGAAAUUUUCAACAUGUGCAUGGUGUUUAGGAAUUAGGGGUAUAAAUUCUUGCUUACUGGUUUCCUCAAUGGUUAGAGACAUUUGUUUGUGUAUGCGAAAAUGGGGUUCACCUUUAUCCCUUCUAAAAACUCCUACAGUUGCAGAGGAAUUGUACCUUUUUGCUUUGCGGAGCACGUGUUUGAGAAUUUGACCCAAUGGUAACUUGAUAGAAGAGAACAAAAAGUGGCUGUAAAAAUGAAUUCUUGGGGUAAUUCUGUUUAGCUGUGGGCCUCUGCUGUGAAAAACUGUUAGUAGCAAAAUGAGUGCCUUUUGUCUAUUGGUGAAAGUUUUUUGGGGAUGAUUGAGAUGUAUCAAUUUGAUUAGUGUUAUUAUCCAUGUUGGACUUCUGGGGCUUUCUUCUUUGUUUGAUACCAUGGUGGUCCCUUUCACUCUUCACAUUCUUACACUGCCCUAAUUACUAUCUUACUGAUUUCCCAUCACCAAUUAUUUCUGCCCAUCUUUUUUCUUUGCAUUCCCGUUUCACCUGUGCAUUUUCCUCGAAAACUAUGUUUUGUUUAUAUAUAUUGAUGGCUCUGGGAGAUAUUUCUCAUGGCCACCAAACUUCUUCAUUAAUAUGGUCAGCACUUCACUAGAGGCUCACUGAGGCAAUUCACUGGUGUAUUCGAUUUCGUGUGGUUCUUGGCGGCAUCCGCUGUGGUUGUUGUUUAAGGCGGGCCUCUCUCUUGUUGUAUUUAUAACAAUAUAAUUGAGAUCUGAAAUAUUUGGAUUCUGAGCAAUGCAUCUGAAGUACUACUGAGUGGGAUUCAUAUUCCGGGAAUUGUUGUAGUUAGUGGUUUUUGGAAUCGAUUUAGACUAGAUGCCGGCUGAGGAAUCAAGUAGCUCCGUGUGGAGUAGGGAGCAGGAUAUACAAUUUGAGAAGGCAAUAGCUUCUUAUGGUGAGGAGUGUCCGGAUAGAUGGGAGAAAAUUGCAGCAGAAGUGGCUGGGAAAUCUGUGGAAGAGGUUAUGCACCACUACGAACUUCUAGUUGAUGAUGUAAACGAAAUCGAGGCUGGCUUUGUAGAAGUUCCAUGUUACAAUUCUUCUUCAGAUGGUUCGGCUGGUCAUGCUGGUGAUGAAGCAACUACUAAGAAGGGCGGCUAUUCUGGAAAUUCAAACAGUGACACAAAUCGGGGAUCCAAGUCUUCUAAGAUGGACCAGGAGCGUCGUAAGGGUAUUGCUUGGACAGAGGGCGAACACAGGUUGUUUCUCCUGGGACUGGACAAAUACGGUAAAGGUGAUUGGAGAAGCAUUUCUCGGAAUUUUGUGGUGACAAGGACUCCUACACAAGUGGCCAGCCACGCUCAGAAGUAUUUUAUUCGUUUGAACUCCAUGAACAAAGAUAGGAGGCGAUCAAGCAUCCAUGACAUUACCAGUGUCAGCUGCGGAAAUGUUUCAGAGCCUCAAGUUCCGAUCACCGGUCAAACUAAUGGUGGAGGUUCAUCUGGAAAACCUAUCAAAUCCCUCCCUCAAUCUCCUGUUGCUGCCACAGGAAUUGGCAUGUAUGGGUCUCCAACUAUGGGACAACCAAUCGGAGGGCCUAUUGUUUCAGCAGUCGGCACACCAGUAAAUCUUCCACCACCUCCGCACCUGGCAUAUCCAGUUCAUGGCUCCGUGGUUCCAGGUGCUCCGCUGAAUAUGGCUCCCGUGUCUUACCCAGUGCAGCGUCAUAGGUAAUUCCGGCUGAGAAUUAUGGCAGAUGCAUUUUUAUUUCAUUUUUAAUGUUAUAAAUUAGAAAUAAGCCAUAAACUGAACCCAACCUGUGUAGGCAAAUUAUGUCUCAAGUCAUCAAAGUUGACCUGUAUAGGCAAAUUAUGUCUCAAGUCUUCAAAGUUGUUAUGGUUGGACUUGUAAAAUGUAUACUAUUAUCUGUAACUUUAGAAAUAGAACAGUUUUAUUAGCCACUAA